This is a messenger RNA of Hyalella azteca, 2500 nucleotides long. RefSeq names its product WD repeat-containing protein 86. Lineage: Eukaryota; Metazoa; Arthropoda; Malacostraca; Amphipoda; Hyalellidae. Gene Ontology annotation, molecular function: protein binding. The transcript has 5 exons. The record is from RefSeq and is a predicted model, not a curated record. Bases 9 to 572 code for a protein of 187 amino acids.
UCAAGGUGAUGGAAGGUCACUCAGGUCCAGUAAUAUGCCUGACUGUCUUCAACCUUCUGCUGUACUCAGGCAGUCAAGACGGUACUGCGCGCUGUUGGGUGCGCGAGUUCGGCAACUGCACCAGAGUUUACAAAGGCGCUAAACAUGCCAUCAUCUGCGUUAAGCUGCAUAAUGGGAUAUUGUUCACAGCCAGUGUGGACUCUUUCGUCCGCGCCUACGAUGCUAAGAGCGGCGCUCUCAAGAAGCUCUUCGUCGGUCACGAGUCGAGCAUCCAGUGCCUCGCCAUCGUCGGCGAGCUCAUGUACACUGGCGGCGCUGAUGCUAAACUCAACGUCUGGGCCGUAAAAGACGUCGAUCAAGAUAUUGAAGAUCUCACCGUGGAAAGCGCAGCCGAUUCACCUGCGAAUGGAACUACAGGGCUGGACGACAACAUCGACGGACCAGAAGGGCGUGAUGAUGGCUACGACCAGCCGACGCCGGCCACGCUGGCUCAGCAGCGUCGCCUUCACGACAUCGAGCAGCGCCUCAGCAGCUACGAUGACGUCGAUAGCAAUAGCCGACCCAGCCCGUAGUUCCUUCGUUUGCUGCUCUUAACUGUUUAGAUAUUGUCGAGAAAAAUCAAAAGGAAUAGGAUGUUUUCAUCGGUAGCCGACCCAGCCCAUAAUUCUUCGUUUGCGGCUCUUUAACUGUUGAGAUAUUGUCGAUAAAAAUAAUAAAAAAAUGAUAUACACAUCAGCAGCCGAUCCAGCCCAUAGUUUUGCUGCUCUUCACUGUUGAGAUAUUGUCGAGAAAAAUCAAAAGAUAUAUGAUUUACACAUCAGCAGCCAACCAAGCCCAUAGUUCCUACGUUUGCUGCUCUUAACUGUUGAGAUAUUGUCGAGAAAAAUCAAAAGAAAUAUGAUGUACACAUCAGCAGCCGACCCAGCGCAAGGUUCCGGCGAUUGCUGUUUAUAAAUAAUGGAGUAAUACCUAUACUAUAGAAACACCUAAGGAACCCAGUGCGUAAUUUGGUUGUUUGCUAAUCAUUAAUGUUAAGAUAUUAUAAAAAUCGUGCCCAGAUCGUUUAACAUAGCAGAAUAAUUAGAACAUAAUUGAGAUAUUUGGUUGUUAUCAAAUAUUAAAACUUACUAUCACAUUAGGCAAGGUGAUGUUGACUGCAAAAGACGACGCAUUGCACAGUCAAUAUCAAAGACAGUAAUAGAUGGAAAAUCAGCGCUAAAUUCAGUAUUUAGCUUUUGCAUUAUAAUAUCGAUGCGUAGGAUCAUUAGCAUGUAUUUGCAGUACAGUUUGCUGAGAGUAUCUGCACCAGUUCUUCUAUAGAUUCGUACUCAUUUAUGUGUAUCCUGCGAACACUUAUGUGAAGUAAAUGUCGAACGCUGCAAUGAACUGAAUGUUAUAGAGAUUAUAUCUUUACUUCUCUAAUGAGGCAGACAGCAACUGUCAACCGUGAACGUCAAGUGGCUCUUUGAUGUUACUGAGUGAAAAAAUAAAUACAUAUUAAUUCUUCAUUAAUUGUAGUAAGACUCAUUUAAUCAACCAUUUACUAACUUGAAAAUAUUAUUUCACCGCAUUUAGAGGAAUCUUUAGUGGACGAUGCCCUUAGGACAAGCACUGUAUUGACUGCAGACCCGCUUGGAGAGUCUCAACUGUGUUUAACUAAAAUUAUUGUUAGUAUUACAAAAUUAGCAUUAGUAAUUAGUUUGACGGGAAAGAAUUAAACAUUCUUCUGCUAGUAGGAAUUAUUUUGUAAGCUCUUUUAUAGGAUUCGUUAUAGAAUUUCAAAAAUAUCAUACCUGUACUGUAGUGGAACUUUCAUUCAAAACAUUAGAAGAUGCUCCUAUUAUAGGAACUGUUUUGCUUCUAGUUGGCAUUCUAUAAUUUUACUGUAUAAACUGUAUCAAUUGAAUAGUGAGAGUACGACUCUUAAACUUUCAAUUACGACUUCAAAUAUGGGUUUCAAUGAUGAAUUUCGGCUUGAACAUAGUGCACUUUACUCCAUGAGAAUAUUAUUCAAUUCAGAGCCACAAUCCUCUGAUGGAGGCAGAAAGUCCAGGCCAGCAGUCCUAACCGUCCCGUAUAUACGCGGUGUCAUUCGAACUAUAAAAUAUGCUAGUAAAAUUAAACUAAUUUUCUGGAGAUCGUUGUGAUGACAAAAAGAAGAACACAAAACACAGAUAAUUAAUUAUGAGGGAAACAAUCAUGGAAAGCUGUGAAGUUUAUAAUCUAUGGAGAAAAUUAAACAAAAUUAACUGGUUUUGUUUAUUAUCAGAAUGAUUGCAUUGAUGUGGCUGCGUUCAUAAGAGGUUAAAGUGCAUCACGUGAUCAACGUUCAUUGUAAUUUUAACUAUGCAUGAAAAAAUUACUUCUCACUAUAUCUCAAUAACAAACUUGGCGAAUAAAUGAAAUCUAACUUCCAACAAUCAUAACCAACUAGAGACAUAAAAGAAACUUAACAUUUGAGUUAAUCAAACUCAGCCAACUUAAAAAUUAUAAUAUUGCA